Gadus macrocephalus (Pacific cod) is the source of this 6745-nucleotide messenger RNA. RefSeq names its product acyl-CoA dehydrogenase family, member 11 (gene acad11). NCBI's taxonomy places the organism in Eukaryota, Metazoa, Chordata, Actinopteri, Gadiformes, Gadidae. The transcript has 47 exons. Bases 219 to 6299 code for a protein of 2026 amino acids. Gene Ontology annotation, molecular function: protein binding; flavin adenine dinucleotide binding; oxidoreductase activity, acting on the CH-CH group of donors. The record is from RefSeq and is a predicted model, not a curated record. Gene Ontology annotation, cellular component: mitochondrion.
CGGGCCACCGUAGGGCGUUCUGUUACCAAGGCAGCAGGACGGAGCCAGGCGGACCUUGAGUACACUUUAGAGUUGGAACGCACCCACGGUGUUACGUUGUCUGCGGUAGACUUACUGAGUGGGUUCCUGACCCACCCCGGUGAUGUUCAGGCUUUCGAGAAGUCCGGGAGAGGUGAUGGACGUCUCCCAGCACUGAGCGCCAUCGGAUCGGAGGCACCAUGGGCACCGCCUCCUCCCUGGUCAGUCCCGGGGAGGUGAUAGAAGACGGCUACGGGGGCGAAGGCGGCGAAGCCUGUGUGAUCCCCGUGGAGGUGAAGCCCAAGGCCCGACUGCUGAGGAGCUCCUUCCGCCGGGGUCCCCGGGUGAUCGGGGCCAGCUUCAAGUCCACGGGCUCCGUGGACCUGGAGUACGCGGCCGAGUACGAGCGGCUGCGGAAAGAGUACGAGAUCUUCCGUGUGAGCAAGAACAACGAGAUCUCCUCCAUGCAGAAAAAGGAGGCGAAGCUGGACGAUGAAAACAAGAGGCUUCGAGCUGAGCUGCAGGCUCUACAGAAGACGUACCAGAAGAUCCUGAGGGAGCGGGAGGGGGCUCUGGAGGCCAAGUACCAGGCUAUGGAGCGUGCCUCCACCUUCGAACACGACAGGGACAAAGUCAAGCGGCAGUUUAAAAUCUUCAGGGAGACCAAGGAGAAGGAGAUCCAGGACCUGCUGCGGGCCAAGAGGGAGCUGGAGGCCAAGCUGCAGCAGCUGCAGGCUCAGGGCAUCAUGGUGUACAACCCGGACGACUCGGACUCUGACGACAACCGGCCUACCGCCACGCCUGCGGGGACCCAGUGCGAGUCGUGGGUGGGCGGGCCCCUGGGCAGCGAGCCGUCCAUGGGCAGCAUGAUGCAGCUGCAGCAGACCCUCCGGGGCCCCGAGAUGGCCCACAGCCUGAUCGACGUGGAGGGGCCCUUUGCCAACGUCAGCCGAGACGACUGGGAGGCGGCGGUGGCCAGUCUCCUGCUGCUCUCCCCUCACGUGUCCCAGGCUCUGAGCAGCAACACGGUGCGCUGCUACCUCAUCUCCGCCCCCGACACCCAGGAGGAGCUGGCCGCCUUCACCAAGACGUACUCCAGCAGGCUGCAGCGGCUCUGCGAGGCCCGGGGCCACUUCUACCUCAACGUCAGCUUCCCCGAGGAGCACGCCGCCGCCUUCUCCCUGGAGCGCCGGCGGGAGAUGGAGAAGAGCUCCGUGUGCGUCCUGCUCCUCAAGUCGUCCCUCUCCAGCUCGGCGGUGGAGGACGCGGAGGAGGCGUUUGUGAGGAACCCCGACGGGCGCCCCCUGGUGGUGUACCUCCGUACCGACGGGGGGCAGGGCCUGCCGGAGCCCACCCGACUGCUGCUGGAGAGGGUGAACGCCGCCGACACGGCCGCCAAGGUCCAGGUGGUGGACCACAGCGGCUCUGCAGAGGAAGGAGCAGCCAUGAUCUUCUCCCAGCUGGAGAAGGUCAUCAAACAGCAGCUGCUAGGUCUGGAGGGGGCCGACGGCGACGCCAAGGACUCUGGGGCGGAGGAGUGUGCGGACGAGGAAUGGGGCGACGUGCUGUGGGACCUCCACGAUGAGCAGGAGCAGUGUGAGGCCUUCCAGCAGGCCUGCUGCACCUCCUCGCCGCUCGGCCUGCAGAAGUAUCUAGAUCGUCUGAAUGACAUGGUGGCAGCCCCCCCACCCACCCCUCCCCUGCUCCUCUCUGGGGGUCCGGGUUCUGGCAAGUCUCUCCUGCUGUCCAAAUGGAUUGAGCUGCAGCAGAAGACUUCCCCCAACACCCUGGUGCUGUACCACCUGGUGGGCCGUCCUCUGUCCACCAGCUCAGAACCUGUUCUGCUCAUCAAACGCCUCACUGUCAAGCUGCUGCAGCACCUGUGGUCGGUGGCGGGUCUCUCCAUGGAGCCCAGUAAGAUCCUGGAGGACUUCCCUCGCUGGCUGGAACGCCUGUCGGCCCGUCACCACGGCAACAUCAUGAUCAUCAUCGACUCCAUCGACCAGAUCCAGAACGCAGAGAGACACAUGAAGUGGCUGAUCGACCCGCUGCCCGUCAACGUCAGGGUGGUGGUGUCCGUCAACGUGGAGACCUGCCCGCACACCUGGAGGCUGUGGCCCACCCUGCACAUGGAGCCCCUAAACCCCAGGGAGGUGAGGAGCAUGGUGGGCUCAGAGUUCCAGGACCUGGAGGUCCAGCUGUCAAAGGACCAGGAGAAGAGGCUGGAGCAGCACUGCCGCUCUGCGUCCGCCUGCAGCGCUCUGUACGUCACACUGCUGGCCCGCCUGCUGUCCAGCUGUAGGGGGCGCUGGACUCUGGAGAAGCUGCUGGAACAGUGCCUCCUCUGCCAGGACACCAUGUCCCUGUACCGCCUGGCCCUCCAGGUGACCCUGGACUCCCUGAGCUCCCCGCGGGACCGACACACCACCACCGAGAUGCUGUGUCUGGUGUGGGCCAGCCGGAACGGAGUCAGCGAGUCAGAAAUCCUGGAGCUGAUUCCGGAUCUGGAGUUUCCUGUUCUGUCGUCUGUGCUGCAGCAGCUCAGCAAACUACGCAUUCUGACCCUGGUCGGCGGACUGAUCCGCUUCCAUCACCUGCAGGCCUGGGAGGCUGUCAGGCAGGAGUUCCUGAGCGGGGGGGACAGGGCGGUUCCUUACAGAGACAAACUCAUCCUCUACUUCAACCAGAAGCUCAGCCAGCAGGAGGUGUGCUGGAGGACAGCAGACGAGCUGCCCUGGCUGCUGCAGCAGCAGGGGGAGAAGGAGGAGCUGCAGCUGGUGCUCCUCAACCUCCUGGUGUCCCAGGACCUCUACAAGAGGGGCCGGUUCUGGGAGCUGCUGUGCUACUGGCAGUGCGUGGGGAAGGACCGCGGCUCCAUGGCCGCCCAGUACUUUGAGGCCCUGCGGUGCUACGAGCAGAGCUGCCAGGGGGAGGACAGCAUGAGGCGGCUGGCCGGCCUCUACGAGACCCUGGGCCGCUUCCUCCGGGACCUGGGCCUGGUCAGCCAGGCCGUUGCCCCCCUGCAGCGGUCCCUGGAGAUCCGGGAGACGGCCCUGGACCCGGACCACCCCAGCGUGGCGCGCUCGCUGCACCAGCUGGCCGGCGUCUACGUGCACUGGAGGAAGUACGAGGGCGCGGAGCAGCUGUACCGCCAGGCGCUGCAGAUCAGCGAGAACGCCUACGGCGGCGAGCACGCCAGCGUGGCCCGCGAGCUGGAGGCGCUCGCCGUGCUCUACCAGAAACAGAACAAGUACGAGGAAGCGGAGAAGCUCCGUAAGAGGUCCGUCAGGAUACGACAGAAGACGGCCCACCAGAAGGGACACAUGUACGGGUUCACCCUGCUGAGGCGCAGGGCCCUCCAGCUGGAGGAGCUGACCCUGGGGAACGACUCGGCCGACUGUGCCAAGACCCUGAACGAGCUGGGGGUCCUGUACUACCUGCAGAACAACCUGGAGGCGGCGCGGGGCUUCCUGAGCCGCUCCCUGGAGAUGCGUCAGCGGGUGCUGGGCCCGGAGCACCCGGACUGCGCCCAGUCGCUCAACAACCUGGCGGCGCUGCACAGCGAGCGGCGCGAGUACCAGGCGGCCGAGGACCUCUACCAGAGGGCCCUGGAGCUGCGCAAGGCCGCCCUGUCCCCGGACCACCCCUCCCUGGCCUACACCCUCAAGCACCUGGCCAUGCUCUACAAGCGCAGGGGUAAGCUAGAGAAGGCGGUCCCCCUCUACGAGCUAGCUCUGGACAUCAGACAGAAGAGCUUCGGGGCCAAACACCCCAGCGUUGCCACGGCGCUGGUCAACCUGGCCGUCAUCUACUGCCAGCUGAAGAAGCACGAGGAGGCUCUCCCUCUGUACCAGCGGGCGCUCCGGGUCUACGAAGACACGCUGGGCCCCUCCCACCCCCGCGUCGGAGAGACCCUCAAGAACCUGGCCGUCCUCAGCUACGAGGAGGGGGACUUUGAGAAAGCCGCAGAACUCUACAAGCGGGCCAUGGAGAUCAAGGAGGCGGAGCCAUCGCUGGUGUGUGGGACCGCCCCCUCACGCCACUCCUCCAAUGGGGACACGUUCAGCCUCAAAGGCCCCGCCCUCAUCCCCCAGACCCCCAGCUCCGGCCAGUCCAACCCCACCUUCCUGGUGCGGACCCCGGCGGAGAGCCUCGUCCUCAGGAAGAGACCCCCGGGGUCCCUGCUCCCCGGCGCGCACAGGGUGGACAGGGAGUUCCGGGUUCAGAAGGCUCUAUCCUCUGUUGGUUUCCCUGUCGCUCGCCCCCUGCUGCUCUGCUCCGAUGAUGAUGUCAUCGGAACCGAGUUCUACCUGAUGGAGCAUGUGAAUGGCCGGGUGUUCCGGGACCUGCGUCUCCCCGGGGUGAGCCCGGCGGAGCGGGCGGCGCUGUACGUAGCGGCGGUGGAGGUCCUGGCCCGCCUCCACAGCCUCCGCCCCGCCGACCUCCACCUGAUGGACUACGGACGGGGACACGCCUACUGCCAGAGACAGGUGUCCACCUGGACCCGGCAGUACCAGGCCUCGGCCCACCAGGACGUCCCGGCCGUCAGCGAGCUCUCCCAUUGGCUGAGCCUCAACCUGCCGUCCGACCGGGACGAGGUCUCUCUGGUCCACGGGGACUACCGCCUCGACAACCUGGUGUUCCACCCCACCGAGGCGCGGGUGUUGGCGGUGUUGGACUGGGAGCUGUCCACGACCGGCCAGCCAAUGGCUGACCUCGCCUACUUCCUGAUGCCUCACUAUUGGCCGCAAGAGCUCAGCUUCCUCAGCACCAUGGGAAGCGUGAGCGGAGUACCAGGGGUCCCCGGCCCGGAGGAGCUCAUGUCGGUGUACCGGCGGUGCCGCGGGCUCGAGUCCCCCCUGCCGCCGCUCAACUUCCACCUGGCGCUGUCCAUGUUCAAGAUGGCCGCCAUCGCCCAGGGGGUGUACGCGCGCCACCUGAUCGGCAACGCCAGCGCCCCCAACGCGGCGGAGUUCGGACGGUUGGUGGAGCCGCUAGCCAAGGCAGCGCUGCAGCUGGCCACCGGGUCUCUUCCGGGUCCGGAGAGCCGUCUCUUCCUGCAGAGCCCGCGGGGACAGGAAGUCCUCCAGCGGGUCAAGGAGUUCAUGAGGGACCACGUACUUCCUGCCGAGAAGGAAGUGGCCGAGUACUACGAGAGACACGGCGCUGGCUCCCCUCAGCGCUGGGAGACCCCUCCGGUCGUCGAGGACCUGAAGGCUAAGGCGAAGGAGGCGGGACUAUGGAACCUCUUCCUGCCGGCGGUCAGCGGUCUCUCCCAGCUGGACUACGCCCACAUCGCGGAGCAGACCGGCCGCUGUUUCUACGCCCCCGAGGUCUUCAACUGUCAGGCUCCCGACACAGGAAACAUGGAGGUGCUCCACAUGUUCGGCAGCGAGGAGCAGAAGAAGAAGUGGCUGGAGCCCCUGCUGAGAGGAGAGAUACGCUCCUGCUUCUGCAUGACAGAGCCCGCCGUAGCAUCCAGCGAUGCCACCAACAUGGAGUGUUCUCUGCAGCGGGACGGGGAGACGUACCUGGUGAACGGCACCAAGUGGUGGAGCAGCGGUGCGGGUAAUCCCAGGUGUAGCAUCGCCAUCGUGAUGUGCAGAAACAGCUCCACCGACCACAGGCACCAGCAGCACAGCAUGGUUCUGGUUCCGAUGGACGCCCCGGGGGUGAAGCGAGUUCGACCGCUCACCGUGUUCGGACAGGACGAUGCCAUCCAUGGUGGCCAUUUUGAGAUACAGUUUGACAACGUGAGAGUCCCUCUGAGCAACAUCAUCCUAGGGGAGGGGCGGGGCUUCCAGAUCGCCCAGGGCCGCCUGGGCCCGGGGCGGCUGCAUCACUGCAUGCGGGCCGUGGGAUUGGCCGAGCGCGCCCUGGAGCUGCUCUGUCGCCGCGCCGCCGCACGCCGCGCCUUCGGGAAGAAGCUCUACCAGCACGAGGCGCUGGCCCACCAGGUGGCGGAGAUGCGUCUGCUGAUCGAUCAGAGCCGUCUGCUGACGCUGAGCGCCGCCCACGCCGUCGACACCGUCGGGAACCGCGCCGCGCGCCAGCAGAUCUCCCUGAUCAAGGUGGCAGCUGCCCGGAUGGUGUGUCAGGUGGUGGACUGCGCCAUCCAGGUGCACGGGGCCGCGGGGGUCUCCUCUGACUUCCCCCUCGCCCAGAUGUAUAUGUACGCCAGGACGCUGCGCAUCGCCGACGGGCCGGACGAGGUCCACCUGUCCUCCAUCGCUCACCUGGAGCUCCAGGACCAGCUGAGGAAGACCAGGGCCCGGCUCUGAGGAAGACCAGGGGCCAGAGGAAGGCCAGGGGCCAGAGGAAGGCCAGGGCCCGUCUCUGAGGAAGACCAGGGGCCAGAGGAAGACCAGGGGCCAGAGGAAGGCCAGGGCCCGGUUUUCUUUAAUUGUGUUCAUUGGUUUUCAGAAAAAGAAUUGUUUUGCAGAUCAGUGUAACGAUGAGCUUUUUUGAAUUGGAUAAUCAAGAGAAGAAUAAAUAAUGAUGAAAAUCUGAAAAAAAUUAUCACGAAAUAUAAACAUUUACAUAUUCACAUGCCCCUCCAUGUACAUAUAUUUAUAAAUCCUAAUAUUUUAUUUAAAUUUAAAAUGACUAAUAAAUAAAAGGGGAAUGAUUCAAUAUGAAAGGAUGCAUUGAUGCUGGGUUAAAAAAUGAUGUAACAGUUUUGUUGGAGUGAGAAUAAAGCCUGCGUAGGUGAACCAGCAGACUUGUG